ACUCCAUCAAUAUCUGAAUGACCAAAUUUCCAAGAUGUAAAUACCACUACUAAUUACGAUUAUUUCACCUUUUGAUUUUGAUUUUUGAUGUUUGCAGCAUCCAAAGUCACUCUGACACACUUUUCAAUAUACAUACACAUUAUUGUCUCUAUCGCCGCUCUCUCUCUCUCUCUCUCUUCGAUUUACACGAAUUGGCAAAAGUGCGGUAGUGUGCGUCCAGGUCUGUUGGUGGGGAAAGCCUGCGUUUAUUUUGCGGCGAGAUCUGAAGCACUAGUGUGGGAAGGUAUGAAGCAGAGCACUCGCCUCAGCUCGGCUGUUUUUCAGCUCACUCCAACUCGGACGAGGUGUGAUUUGAUUAUCAUAGCAAAUGACAGGAAAGAGAAAAUUGCUUCUGGAUUGCUAAAUCCAUUUCUUGCACACCUAAAGACUGCCCAAGAUCAAAUUGAUAAAGGUGGUUAUUCAAUUUUGCUUGAACCAGAAACUGGAAGUGAUGCAUCAUGGUUUACAAAGGCCACUCUGAAAAGGUUUGUUCGUUUUGUAAGCACCCCUGAGAUCUUGGAACGUGUCUUUACAAUAGAAACUGAGAUCGUACAUAUUGGGGAGGCAAUUGCAUUGCAGAGCUGCAAUGAUAUCGGGCAAAGCAAUGUGGAAAGCCAAAGAGGGAAAUCCCUGGGAGGCUAUGAAGGUGGAAAAUCUGUGGCAAAUGCUAAUGACGAGAAAGCUAUUGUCCUGUACACGCCUGGAGCACUGCCACCUGUAGCUAAUGGGUCAUGCUCACAGGAGGAGAAUCCAAAAGUUCAGCUUCUGAAAGUCCUUGAGACCCGUAAAACAGCUCUUCAGAAAGAACAAGGAAUGGCCUUUGCACGUGCUGUUGCAGCAGGUUUUGAUAUUGAUCAUGUGGCAGCUCUUGUUUCCUUUGCUGAGUGUUUUGGAGCUUUACGUUUAAUGGAGGCAUGCUCAAGGUUCAUAGAUCUCUGGAAGUGUAAGCAUGAAACCGGACAGUGGCUUGAUAUUGAAGCAUCAGAAGCAUUGUCCCCUCAACCAAACUUUAAAGCGUCUGGCAUUGUUCUCUCUAGCCCAUGCAAUAACCAAGAUGACUCCAACCAUGAGCUGGCCUCUGAGCAUAUCGGGAAAUCAGGGUCACAUAAUGCUGCAGAUAACCCGGUUUCUAAUGGUCAACAAGAACACUUUCAAGGACAAGUUCCCCAUCUCGUAUAUCCUCCAUGGCCUAUGCAUGCUUCGCCUGGUGGUCAACCAGUAUUUCAAGCAUACCCUGUGCAAGGAAUGCCUUACUAUCACCCGUAUGCUGGUAAUGGCCCUUUUGUGCAGCCACAUCACUACUCUCUUGAACACUCCCCAUCAAAUUUAGGUUCUCAUUUAGGACAGAACAGACAACGCCCUGAUGUUAGGGAUAGUAACAAUGAGUCAGAGAUGAAGGAGACGGGUAGAACAAGUUCUUUGGAUGACACUGAAUCUGAUGAGGAAACUUCACAGAGUAGGAGGUCACGAAAAAUAUCAGGAGGCUCUAGCAAAAAGAAAUCUGGCAGGGUUGUAAUACGAAAUAUUAACUUCAUCAAUUCUAAAGGGAAGAAAUCUGGCAGCGACACAAAUUCAGAAUCACAUUCGGACAUGGAUGCAGAAAGUGAAAAUGUGGAUGAAGAUGUGAUCAAUAGAUCUUCCAAAAGAGGAGGAAGCCAGCUGAGAUCUGUUGAUAGGUUGAAUUUAAACCAUGAUGAUGUCUCUGUUAUGGGCAAAAAUACUGAUGAUAGGCACUGGCAGGCAUUUCAAGAUUGUUUACUGAGAGGCAAAGAUGAAGAUGCUGAUGCUGACAAUGAAGGAAUGUUUGCAAUGGAAAAGGGUGUGAAAUUGAAGAGACAUGCAAAUGCUGCCAGUGAUGACCCAUUGGCUCUGGGUGCACACGAUGAGGAUGAAAUGCAAGAUAAUAGGAUGAAAGACAUCCACGGAAUCAAUGGAAGUGCUUCUCGUAGGCUCAGGGGAUGUGGUAGCGAAGUUCAAUUUGCAAGUGCUGAUAGUGACUUUACGGAAAGCGGUGGUCGAAGAGAUAUCCAGUGUUCUGAAAGUAAUGGAAAAAGGAUUCUGCAUAGUACAACACAUGAAGAUUAUAUGAUUGGCAAUAAAUUGAGCCAGACUAAUAUCAGGAAUUCAUCAGAUCCACUAGCUCUCAAUAGGUAUGAGAAUACUAAUAAGAAUGAUAGAGAAUCAUCACCUGGAAUGGCUGAUGAAACCUUGGUUGGACCACUUAGGUCAAUGUCAUUAGAUCAAGAUGGAGGAACAGAUAGAAAUGUUAUUGACAUGGAUUCUGAGAUUCCAUCAAAAUAUCAAAAGUCGGGUCCCGAGGGAAACAAAAUCAAAGUAGAGUAUGAGCCUAAUGAUUUGAGCAUGAUACCUGAAAGGGGAAUCGAUAAGAGGUCUAUUGCAUAUGACCCUGCUCUAGGCUACGAAAUGCAGGUAUGUGCUGAAUUGUCAGGAAAGAAAGGGGGGAAAGAUGUUACUAAUGUGAAGGGAGGAUUAAAGAAAUCAGACAAGGAUAGGAGGGCAAAGGUUGCAUCAGAAUCGUUGCAGAAGCAAAGAACUGGGGGCCCUUUGAGGAAGGCCAAACCGUCUAAGAUGAACCCCUUGGAGGAUGCACGAGCCCGUGCUGAUAGUUUAAGAACUUACAAAGCUGAUCUUCAAAAAAUGAAGAAAGAGCAGGAGGAGGCACAAAGAAAGCGACUUGAAACUUUAAAGCUAGAAAGGCAAAAAAGAAUUGCUGCUAAGGGUGGUACCAGUGGGGUGAAAGCAUUCACACCCUCACCUCAGGCGAAACAAUUACACACUAAAACUUCUCCAGCAACUAAUAGAGGAUCAAAGUUCAGUGAUUCAGAGCCUGGAUCAUCGUCCCCAUUGCAAAGAUCCAAAGUCCGAACUUCAGUUGGGUCAGGUGUGUUGAAUAAAGCCUCUAAGGCUAGUGUAUUAAGUGAGGGUAGCCAAAAGGCAGGGAAUAGGUUAAUCAGGUCUGCCACUUCGUUGUCUGAGGCAAAAAGAGAAACCAAUGGCAUAACACCCGAGCCUAAGGCCUCCAUGUCUCGGAUUCGAAGGUUAUCAGAGCCCAAAACAGUCACCAACUCUCCUGUAAUCGCAAUGAAAGCCCGAAGUGCUGAAGCAGUAUUAAAGCGAAAGUUGCCAGAGGGCCCUGAGAGGAACAAAGUAUCUGCUAUUAUCAACCUUGACCGAAGUAAGGCUGCAACUCUACCUGAAUUGAAGAUCAAAACAGGGAAGUUGCCUGUGAAUGCUGAUGAGACCAUAUCAAAAGUGAAGGAAGGACAGAAGGUAAUUGGAGCAAGGCCUUCUAUAGCUCCAGAAAAGGCUGAUCUAAAUGCAAAGAUCUGCAAUCAAACACGUGAACUUGACAUAGAUGAGAACCCUAUAGUUGAGAAGACUGUUGUUGUCCUUGAGUCUGAGAAGCCUUCUGCUCCAACACUAAAAUCACUGGAAAGAAAGCUGGAGGUAAAGAGUUCCUACUCAGAGAAGGAUGCUCCAAACUUUGCCAGCAAUAGUGCUUCUGAACAACCUUAUCGGGCCCCUCAUGCUCGUGCCUCCUCUUUGGAAGACCCUUCCACUUACCGUGCAGAGUAUGGCAAGGCACCAUUAGCAAAUUCAGCAAUGCCUCCUAGAGCUGAAGAAACUCUUAAAGCACGUGUACUUGAUGUAAAAGCCCUCAAGAUGGAGAUAAAUCAAGUACAUUCAGAGAAGACGUCUACAAAAGAAUCAUCUAAAGGUUUGAGGAGGCUGUUAAAAUUUGGAAAGAAGAAUCACACAUCAUCAGUAGAUCGAAGUAUUGACUCAGAGUGUACUACCGCGGAUGGUUCUGAUCAUGAUAAUGCAAGGAAGACGACUUCAACCGGUGAAGUUCACACAUUAAAGAACCUAAUCUCACAAGACGAAAGUUCCCCUGAUGGAAAUGCUCCACAAAAGACAUCUCGCCAUUUCUCUUUACUGUCACCCUUUCGGAUCAAAUCCAGUGAAAAGAAGCAAGCGUCAUAGGGUCAUAAGAUGUUGAGGUUGGAAGUCUAUAUCUGUGCUGUUGGAACACUCUUCCUCUCUUAUUCCCGUGGCAAAUCAAAUGAGAGGAGAGUCUUGUUUGAAGAGCAGCCCCUGGUUCCUGAAAUCCCACUAUUUGCAAAGUAUCCGGGCUCAGGAUAAAUUCUGUUCGUAAACGGAUAUGUUUUUCCAUAAACUCAAGAUCCUCUCCAAGCCUCAGAAAGGCUGACAAUAUGUGUAGAUUAGUAUCCAAAUCUUCACUGUUUCAUGCCCUAUUCCUAGUUCUGUCAAAUUUUGUCACGAAGAUAUAAACAGUCAUUAUUAAUUCAAUAUCCUUCAUGCA
This is a messenger RNA of Salvia splendens (bonfire salvia), 4384 nucleotides long. Its product is annotated as COP1-interacting protein 7. The record is from RefSeq and is a predicted model, not a curated record. The transcript is spliced from 15 exons. The coding region runs from base 88 to 4044 and encodes 1318 amino acids. Lineage: Eukaryota; Viridiplantae; Streptophyta; Magnoliopsida; Lamiales; Lamiaceae.